Molecule: messenger RNA, 1376 nt
Organism: Pecten maximus
Lineage: Eukaryota; Metazoa; Mollusca; Bivalvia; Pectinida; Pectinidae
Product: piggyBac transposable element-derived protein 4-like
Exons: 2
Coding region: 143-775 (210 amino acids)
Source: RefSeq, a predicted model, not a curated record
UAUAUUAUUGAUGAAUAUUUGGGUAGGCUUAGCACAGGUUAUAUUAUCUUGAAUAUAUUCAUAUUUUGAACUUGUUAUACAUUUAUCAAUAUUACCUGAUGCUUAUUAACCAUUAAAAUUUUUUUUUACUUUAUCAGGUAAAAUGGUUCCGACAGGGAAGAGAGACUAUGAGGGAAAUGUUGUUUGGAAGCCAGAUUGCGUGCUGGACUACAAUAAAUACAUGGGGGCCGUCGACAGAUGUGACCAAAUGGUGACUUAUGGAUCCUUUCAACGGAAAACUUUGAAGUGGUGGAAGAAGGUGUUCUUCCAUACUCUUGGCCUGGCUGUUCUCAAUGCCUACCACAUCUACAAGCACAGAGAGGAUCAUCCUGUUCCUCAUCGUUUAUUUAGGAGGCAGCUUGUAGCUCAGCUUGUUGAAGACUCCGGAGUGACUGGUCCAGAAGCCUCAGGACGACGAAGAGCAGCCCCUGAAGUUCUGCAGCGUCUCAGUGCCAGACAUUUCCCUUGCCACCUACCACCAACAGGGAAAAAGGUCCAUGCCCAACGUCGGUGUAUCGUUUGUGGUCCUGCUGAGGCAGAUAUCUUCAGGACACAGAACCCUGGUGUGAAGGUGCCAAACAGGACUGGACAUGACACCAAUUUUCAGUGUAAGCAAUGCAAAGUUGCACUGUGUAUCACACCAUGUUUCGAGCUGUAUCAUACUGUGUCGGACUAUACUUUGGCCUACAGAAGACACCAUCAUACUGCAGUCAGGAACCUUGGACAGGAGGAGUGAUAUAUUGUACAUGUAUACACUAAACACCCAAACAACAGUGUCAGAUAUCGAUGACGUUUGGCCUUGAAAGUAAUCCUUUUCAUCAGUGCUGCUAUUAUAUAUUACAUAAUGUAGUUAUUUAAGAGGCGUAAAGAUCUAGUGUUAUUCAUUUAUAGCUAUAAUGUAAGUGUGAGAUUUAACAAUUCGCAAGUAUGAGAGUGUAUCUUUGUACCACAGCAUCGUACAUCUUGUUACAGAAACAACUUUUCAACAUAGAUGUAUAUUUAGAAAUAAUUAUGUUAAUUUAUGAAGUUAUUUAAGAGGUUAUAUACUGCAUGGGGAAAUGUCAAGGAAUAUGACCUAAUGUUAAAGGGGCCUUAAGGCCUACUAUUAAUGUUAAGGUUUCAUUUAUGGAGGGCCAUGUACUUCAGGUUUGUAAUCAAUUAGCUCCCUUGAAUUUGCCAUAGAUUAUCUCCCUUGAAUAUUUCCAAUAUUACUUUUAGUGUUUUCAACAAUGAAAGAAGUGGCAAAUUAAAGUUGUUUGUUGUUUUAAUUUCAUUCUAUAUUUGAUUUGUUAAAUUUUUGUCACUAAACUAAAUCCUCAAAGGAUGGCAGAAUUUCA